CUUAAUUUGACGCAACUACUAUUGGUACGUCACAUGUUAAAUUGAGGUCAAUAUUUAAUUUCCAUUACGGAGGAACUUUCAAUUUAAUUGUAUUUAUCUUUUUGAUACUUCUAUAUUUCACUCGCUAUUAGACAAAUAGGUAAGUAGGGGAAUCAUUUGUUUUUAUAUAUAGAUAUAUAAUCAUUUCGUCUUAUCGAUUCGUACAAUAUACCUAUAUACCUAGCCACAUUUCUAGAAUACGUAACAGAAUCUCUGUCUCUGCCAAUAAGUGGUCUGCGGUCAUAACCUUAUCAGUCAUAUUUUCUGCUUAACUAAUUACAUCCCUCGGACGAUCCUCGUAGAAAAGCAUAUAGAAAUCUUUGUUAAUACAUUGUAAAUCGUUUUUAAAUUGGAAUAUUUCUUAGAUAUAACAUAGGCCGGUAUUGUUAACUUAAUAAUUUUCUUUACCUACGGAGCCUCGUGUUCACGAGAAUUGUGCUAAUAGCAUCGUCCUAGUAGCAUUAACCAAGCGAGAGUAAAACGCAGAGAUAAUUUAGUGUUUCGAAGGUGACAUAAGUAAGAAAAUCUGUUGGAGAUAAUUGAAGAGACUAAAUCCAGCAGUAUUGAUCUGGUGAAAGUCACAAUUCAGAUAUCAAUGAAGAGAUUAUCACUAUUUUCGCUGCUAAUCUGAUAUCUUUGUAAAUAAUUUUCAUAGAAAUUCUUAAUAUAGGGUGAUUCGACUUAUUAGGAAUCUAAAAUUAGAAUUCAUUCGCCCAGUGUUAAUCAGCUAGUAGUACUAUGAGUUCUGGUACCAUCGUCAGCAGUGAACACCUCGACGAGGAUAUACGGGAACUGGUAAGGGAGGCCACUAUCGUUCGCGAAAGAGCAUAUGCACCUUAUAGUAAUUUUAAAGUAGGCGCUGCUCUACGUGGUGAGAAUGGAACCAUUUUCAAAGGCUGCAAUGUUGAGAAUUCAGCUUAUCCAGCUGGCGUAUGUGCCGAGCGUGCCGCUUUAUUUCAAGCAGUAACAGAGGGGCAAAAGAAAUUCAAAGCUGUCGUUGUUGUAGCAAGUGGCAAUUUUACGUCACCCUGUGGCAUAUGCAGACAAGCUUUAGCUGAAUUUGGUGACAUGCUGGUUUACUUGGUUCCUGCAAAUAAUCCACAACAAAUAUUGAAGACGUCUAUCAAGGAAUUAUUACCGAUGGCCUUUUCUUUCAAUACAAUAUAAAUUGCGAAACACUUGUCACGCAUAGGUCUUAUCCAAAUAAGAAUAAGCGAAAACUUUUUAAGCAUUACAUGUAUCAAAUAUUUUCACAGAUGUAGAUACACCCAAUAUUGAAAUAUGCAUGCGAACAUGAGGAAUUAUAAUAUCCUGAACUAUUGGAUCUGCAAAUAAAUUUUCACAUCUGAAAAAUGACCUAUUUAUAAAAAAUAAAAUUAUGUGAUAUAA
Molecule: messenger RNA, 1428 nt
Organism: Cephus cinctus (wheat stem sawfly)
Lineage: Eukaryota; Metazoa; Arthropoda; Insecta; Hymenoptera; Cephidae
Product: cytidine deaminase
Exons: 2
Coding region: 778-1206 (142 amino acids)
Cellular component (GO): cytosol
Molecular function (GO): zinc ion binding; cytidine deaminase activity
Source: RefSeq, a predicted model, not a curated record